This is a messenger RNA of Synchiropus splendidus (mandarinfish), 6469 nucleotides long. It is a transcript of the gene klf13, whose product is annotated as Kruppel-like factor 13. Gene Ontology annotation, molecular function: DNA-binding transcription factor activity, RNA polymerase II-specific; RNA polymerase II cis-regulatory region sequence-specific DNA binding. The record is from RefSeq and is a predicted model, not a curated record. Lineage: Eukaryota; Metazoa; Chordata; Actinopteri; Syngnathiformes; Callionymidae. Bases 286 to 1041 code for a protein of 251 amino acids. The transcript is spliced from 2 exons. Gene Ontology annotation, biological process: regulation of transcription by RNA polymerase II.
CCGGAGACCCGCGCUCACUUGUGCCGGAGACUAGAUCCCGCGGAGCCGCGAUGGGAGUCGCCGCGUCCAAGUUUCAAGCCUCGCUGUCUGCAGACUCGUCGCGCUAGCACGCAGCGGACCAGAGGCUCUCUGCGGAGGCGUUUCUCCCCGCGGCAUGUUGAAGGUUGUGGGAAGCCGGGUGUGAUCACAAAAUCACUUCUCCAGCUGCUCGUACAAAGGGAACCACGGAGCAACUACUUUUGCUGCCUGAGAGUUGGAUGUCAGAGAGGAGCAGCCGCAGACAGGAUGGAUCACUUCGCAGCCGAGUGCCUUGUUUCCAUGUCCAGCCGCGCGGUCGUUCACGCGCCCAGAGGCACCCGAGAGAUCAAGCCGGAGCUCGCGUCCUCCUCCUCCUCCGCCAGGAGCGCAGAGGAGGUGAAGGAAGCCCUGGUGAAGGACAACUCCUCUCUGUAUGUGGUGGCGCGGAUCCUGGCGGAUUUUAACCAGCAGACUCCCAACAACAACAGCGGCGCGGCGGAGCCGGCGAAAGUGAAGGACGACGAUGAUGAUGAUGGAAACUCUGCCACACCUUCCACCAUCUGCGAGCCUCUUCUCAAACAAAGAGGCAGGAGAUCGAGAGGUCGGACUGAGCCGGAGUCGCCGCAGAAAAAGCACAAAUGCCACUAUUCAGGUUGUGAGAAAGUUUAUGGCAAAUCCUCCCACCUCAAAGCGCACCUGAGGACGCACACAGGUGAACGGCCGUUCCCGUGCACCUGGCCCGACUGCAGUAAGAAGUUUGCUCGCUCCGACGAGCUGGCGCGCCACUACCGCACCCACACGGGGGAGAAGAAGUUCGGCUGCCCGCUCUGCGACAAGCGCUUCAUGCGCAGCGACCACCUGAUGAAGCACGCCCGCCGCCACUCCGACUUCCAGCCCGCCAUGCUGAAGAGGCCCCACGGCAGCGAUGGCGCCACGCGACCCAGCUCCCUCAGCGACUACAGCCGCUCCGACGCCUCCAGCCCCACCCUCAGCCCCGCCCUCAGCCCCGCCAACUCGCCUUAAACUGGAACCCAGUCGCACUUUCUGCCUCCCAAGCCGCGAGGCUCUUGUUUUCGUCAUAACACUCGUGUUGCACAGCCGUCCGCGACCGCCCCACCCCUCGCUUCCCCUGCGCUUGCUGUGGUGUACUAUACUGUACAUAAGUGCUUAUUGUAGUGCAAUGACUCGUGUGAUCCUACAAGAAGGUAACGCCUUCCCCUCCUUCUCUACCACAUGUCUGUACUUCGGAAGCUUCUGACCCAUCAAAUGAAUAACAGCAGUCAGAGGGGAACACAGACGCUCUCAUCAGUUGUACACCUUUUUGUUUUUCUUUAAGAAGCGGGGUAAACACACACUCACACACCUCAGGAUUGAAGACAAUUGCUUUUUCUGUUCUACCACAGUACGUUCCAGUACUCACAUCAACUGCACAAUAUACUCUUCACUUUACUCCGGAAUUCAACAGCGGUUGGAUUUUGCGCCCUGCUCAGGGAUGGCCUUGUUAGCUUGAAAGGACGGCGACGGUAAACGGAGGGAGAGAGAGAGACAUACAGUACAACUAUAUCAGCCUUACACUCCACGUAAUUUGCACUCUGUGUUUUGUUCUGUCAAGUACCCUGGAAACUACUCAGCCAAACCCUCAAACGUCCGUCGAACUUCGCAGCAACAGACGUCAUCGUGUGUUUUCUUGUUUUGUUCACGCCCGAGGUUCGUUCGUCGGCAUCGCAUGAGGUCGGCUCGACUUUAAAAUAAAAUGUGGACGGAGGUUUCAAAGCAGCGGUUGAUGCUCUCCCAGACGUGCGAUGCACAUCAGUUAGCGUUUGUAAAUAUCGCCGGGGCUGCACAUGAUAUGGAAACAAGGGCUCUUUAAAACACUCCUUCACCACAAAAUAACAUCUCGAUGCUGAAUUAUUUGUGGCAUAAAGCAACAGUUUUUGCAAAAAUAUGAGGUCUAAAAAGCAACAAUAUCUGUGUGUGUGUCACAAUGUAAUGCAUCUCACUAGGUUUCAAUAUGCUAACGCGGCUGUAAAGUGUAGUUACUCAGGCGACAUGUUUGGAUGGAAAAAUGAAACAAUAUAAGCCCCAGUUCAGUUUAAAUUGUGGCACCAGUUUUCGGCACUCAAGAGCUACAGCAAAACCUUCUAUUGCCGUCCGGUUGAACCACCACACUAGGCUUUGCCAUAUUGGGUUCAACAGUGGCCCCUGUCUGAAGCACAUCCGAGCACCAAAGAUGAUGGUGGAUUUUGUCUCGUCGAAGACAAUGUUGCUCUCUGGACACCCCAGAGCAGAACAGGGAGUGAACGCUGCUAUCGACUGGGGGCAGCUUCAGAUAAAAGAGGAGUGGUUUAUCACGCGCGGCGCAGCUCAGACGAGGAGACGCCGCAGUCACCUGACCACAACUACCUACACACAAGCACAGACGGUUGGGACCUCAUCAACAGCUGCUUUUAAACUUCUCGUGUUAGCACAGAUGACCAACAAAUAUCGUCCGACACGACACGCCUGGAAACGUCAGCGCACAAAGUCGCGCACGGCCGCAGCGCCGCUAUCAUAACGGAUGUCUGCGUUGGGCUGUGUGUACAGUUUCAUCCAGUCAACCAUCAAGAGUUUUGCAUGUUGUAGCGUCGGCCCUCGGGCCCCUGCAGCCUCAUGCUUCACACUACACGCAUGUUAACAAGUUCAGGCUGAAAGCUUGCAUCUGGGUUUGGAGUGCAUCUGGCAGGUGUACCAGCAUGAAUAGCAGCCCUUGUCCCACCACAGCAGCCUUUCAAAGACACCAAGAAUCAUCUCGGUCACAUCCUGAAGCAAAAAAAAAAAAAAAAAAACACCCCACCUGAUGCAGUAUUUUCCUCACAACACCACAUUUCUUUCAACCAGGCUGCAAAUGACACUUUGAAUGCCACAAAUCAGCAGCUCUCUGUGAAAACAGCACCGAGAGGCUAAAUACCAUUUAUUCUCUUCAAUUUGCUGUUGAGCAGCUUUUCUAAAUCUUUUUUUUUUAUUUGUAGUAUAACUUGCUAAAGAAAAAAAAAAAGAAAAAAACACCCUCCAGCAGGUUUCAUCAGUCCAUGAUCUGCACAUUUACCUCAGGGUCGAUUUCCACAUGAAAAGCAGGUGUGGGACAGUUUUAGUUGUCACAUGCUGCACAGUUUCUGGUCGCCUGGUGCUCACUGCUGGUCAGUGCCCGACCACACUGGAAACACACCACUGAGAAGGGCCAUGCCAACAUAGCCUAGCGUUUAGAAAGACGGGUGCCUCAUGCCGACCGCGACUCGCGCGCGUCUGAACAGCUGCUGGCUGUUUUUGGUACGACGGGUACGGUUGGAUAACCCAUGGUUUGGUAAAACCAAAGGGCGCCAUCUGCUACUGGCUCACAACUGCGACAGGCCACACAUCAGCGCAACAGUCAUGUUAGCGUUGUGCAUGUAAGGCAUCGGUUGGCAUCAGUUGAAUCGGUCGGCAUCAGUUGUCGUCGGUCGGCUUCAGUCGGUGUUGGUCAGCAUCAGUCAGUGUCGGUUGGCAUCAGUCGUGUCGUCGGCGUCGGUCAGCAUCAGUGGGUGUUGGUCAGCAUCAGUCGUCAUAGGUCGGCGUCAGUCGUGUCGUUGGCAUCGGUCAGCAUCAGUCGGCGUCGGUCAGCAUCAGCCGGCAUCGGUCGACAUCAGUCGGCGUUGGUCUGUAUUGACAUCAGUCGGCGUCGGUCGGCGUUGGUCUGUAUCAGUCGGCAUCGGUUGACAUCAGUCGGCAUCGGUCGACAUCAGUCGGCGUCGGUCGGCGUUGGUCUGUAUCGAUAUCAGUCGGCGUUGGUCUGUAUCGACAUCAGUUGUGUCGUCGGCGUCGGUCAGCAUCAGUGGGUGUUGGUCAGCAUCAGUCGUCAUAGGUCGGCGUCAGUCGUGUCGUUGGCAUCGGUCAGCAUCAGUCGCGGUCGGUCAGCAUCAGCCGGCAUCGGUCAGCAUCAGUCGGCGUUGGUCUGUAUCGACAUCAGUCGGCGUCGGUCGGCGUUGGUCUGUAUCAGUCGGCAUCGGUCGACAUCAGUCGGCGUUGGUCUGUAUCGACAUCAGUCGGCGUUGGUCGGCGUUGGUCUGUAUCGACAUCAGUCGGCGUUGGUCUGUAUCAGUCGGCAUCGGUUGACAUCACUUGGCGUCGGUCGGCAUCGGGCACCUGCUAAUUUUUAGGUGAACGCCCCUUUUUUUUUUAUAAAGUGUCUGCAACAAUCACAACGACAACAGCACGACUGUGACAGUGUAAAUAUAUAUAUAUAUAUAUCUCGCUCCAUCCGUCUUUUAGAACUCUCACUGUACCAAACUACUUGAAAACAAAAAGGCCAUUGAACACAGUUUGUGCAUUUUCACUGUUUGUUGUCAAAACCAUCUCUGGAAGAAGGUGAUCUGUUUCCCAUCAAAUCAUUCAGGCAUAUACUUUUUUUUGGUUUCACUUUUUUAAACACGAUUCCCGCCCUGUUUCGGGAUCCACCUCAUCAACCAGUUACACUCUGAUGUCAAGACGCAGGACGCGCCAAUCGCCCUGCGUCCACAACUCCUCCAGUCACAGAAAUAACAGGACGUUUCAGGGUGACAUGUAGAAAAAGGAAACCUCCUGACCUCUGACGCGUGUCAAUGUUAUUUUAGACGAUUUACUCCGGUAGAGAUAGCGACGUAGUCCCACUUUAUAUUGUUUAAAUGUACUUUUUUACCUCUUUGGAAACUUCAUAUCUUCGCAAGAUCAUCCGUCAUGUAGCUUGUGUUUGAGUAGCACAAACGUUGGGUGGGUCGUCGGCCAUACUUGAAUGAAGAGCGCGAGAGUCUGUGAACGCAUCACUGGGCUUAUGUUUAUGAUCAUUUCCCACGUUGUCAGGGUUAAACUUCUUAUUGUGGUGAUCCCCGCUGAGCUUCUGUGUGUCUGCGCGGGCUUGUCUCCGCUACCAAACCCCUAAUCCAACGUUAUGGUUAUAAUCUGGGCCAGAUUACUGAGCGACAGCUGCGUGGAGUUUUUGCAAAAAAAAAGAUAUAUAUUGAACGGAUCGUCGAGGAGUGCGUAACUAACAUGGCUGUAAAAAAGCCACACGGAUGAUUGACGUGUGCCAAACUUAAAAGAAUCUAGCGGUGACACCAAUGUUGAAUCAGACGUUGUACAGUUUUUUAUGAAAAAAAAAAAAAAGAAGAGGAAAAAAAAAGUGAUUUAAAAAUGUCGUGUACAGGUUUUAAUGAAGCAACGCUGCGUAUUUAAUAGGCAAGUGUUUUCAUUUGUUCUCCUCCUGCUUUAUAUAAACAUUGUUUUGGUUGUGUAGGUCUUUGUUUGGUUCUUGUUAUUUAAUUAUUUUCUGUUUUUGCUGUACAUAACAGGAGCAAUGUAUGACGGCUUGCAUCGCAGGUAUUUUUGAUAUAAACAAUCUAACUGGACAUGAACAGCCGACCAUUCCAAAGGACUGACAUUUUGCUCUCAAUGUGCUGCUCUCACCGUCCCAGUGACUCAAUGGUACAUGUCUCAUCUUAAACAUUCCCGGGGGGGUUUCCCUUUCCAUUUCGGACCAACCCCGCAGAGCGUGUCGGCCCCGCCCCCUGCUGACGGGAGGGAUGGCCGAAAAAGGACGUUACCAAAGGCUAUGUAGGGAGAGAAAAAAAUGAAUGUUGCGGUAACUUUUAAACCCGUUUUUGACUGGGAGGGUUUAAGUUUUACUCGCUGUCGUUGAAGGUUGUGCGGAAAUAUGGACCUUUUUUUUCUAAAAAAAAUAAAUAAAUAAAGCAACUUGAAUGAUAAAAGAGAAAUGAAUGAGUUAACAUGGAAUGAAGUCAUAAGUUGGUUCCUCUUUGAAGAAGCUAGCAGUAGCUUUGGUGGCAACAAACAGCAGGCAAAAUUCUCUGACCUAAACACGGUACUAAGCUGAACCAGAUCGAGAACCUUAGAGACUCUACUGGUCUGGAAUGUUGCCGCCCUGGUGACCAAGUGGCUGCCAGCUUCUUCCCAGUCCCCGUCUGUCCUCCCCGCUCUCUGGAUACCUCUGUGUGUGGACUGUCUCCGCCCAUCACCAUCAGUUGCCUGUUGUAGUGACUCCAAGGUGCCGCGCCUCUCCGCGGCACCAGCUUCCCUGUAAAGUGACUCUGGACUCAGCUCUGGCCAGUACAUUCUCCUGCGACCUCACGCUCCGUCCACCCUCCAGGUGUCGUCUCCUCCUCAGCUUUCUUCGCUCCUCUCAGCAAACCAAAAUCACUACACUCAAAAGUAUUACAGCUGUACAGUUUCCUGGGAUCCCACACACGGCUCAUGUGCUGGUCUUAGCUGCUCUGCUGUACCUUUUUAUGGCAUUAUUUUUUACAUGUUAGACGAUAUAUUGUGACCAUGUCCUAUGCAAAUAUGAGAAAUAACAAAUUGUUUAAAAUAAUGUAUGUUGUCAUAACUUGUAUGCAUGAUAUAGUGAAGUUUACAUUUGGAAAUAAAUUCGUAAAGUACGCUGCUA